Molecule: messenger RNA, 1722 nt
Organism: Thlaspi arvense
Lineage: Eukaryota; Viridiplantae; Streptophyta; Magnoliopsida; Brassicales; Brassicaceae
Source: the annotation of a GenBank genome assembly
AUGAGCUCAAUCUUCAAGCUCAACGAUCUGGAGGAGUUAACUUUGAAUGCAGAGCAGAUACAAGAUGAUUUAUUGAAGGAGAUACUCACACUUAACAACAACACAGAAUAUCUCCGACGGUUUCUCCAUGGAAGCUCUGAUAAACAACUGUUCAAGAAAAACGUACCAUUGGUGAGUUAUGAAGAUGUGAAUCCUUAUAUCGAACGUGUCGCUAAUGGAGAGCCUUCCGAUGUGAUUUCGGGUGGACCUAUUACUAGAUUCCUCCGAAGCUCCGGAACUUCAGGAGGGAAACAAAAGAUCUUUCCUGUGAACGAUCUGUUCAUUGAGCAGUUGGGAAAUGUUUUUGCUCUACGCUCUCGCGUUAUGUCCAAGCAUUUCGGUGACAACCGUGCCGAGCAAGGAAAGACAAUGGAGUUUCAUUACACUAAACCGGAAUCAACAACUUCCUCUGGUUUACCAGUUGCUGCAGCGUUUACAAGUUUUUUCAAGAGCGAUUAUUUCAAAAACCGGCCAACUAAAUCUCAGUCCGAGUACACAAGCCCCGACCAAGUCAUAUUGUGUGCAGACAACAAGCAAAGUUUGUACUGUCAUCUUCUAUGCGGACUCUCCCAAAGAGACGAGGUUGUGAAAAUUGGUGCUACUUUUGCUCACGCCUUGGUCCGAGCAAUCGAUUUUCUUGAAAGCAACUGGAAAGAGCUGUGUAGUAAUAUCCGGUUAGGUCAUGUCAGCGAGUGGAUCACCGACAUUAACUGCAGAAGCUCUGUUUCGGUCAUCAUCGGUCGACCUAAUCCAGAGCUGGCUGAUCUGAUUGAACAAGAAUGUAGCCAAAAGUCAUGGGAAGGUAUAAUCACAAGGCUUUGGCCUAAAGCCAAAUGUAUUCAAUGCGUUCUUACAGGACAAAUGGCUCAAUACAUUCCAAUAUUGGAGUUUUAUUCAAACAAACUUCCUCUAGUUUCCACAGUUUAUGGGUGUUCUGAAGGUAUAUUUGGGUUGAACGUGAAUCCUCUUUGCAAACCACAAGAUGUGUCCUACAUAUUUGUGCCCAACACUUCCUACUUCGAGUUCUUACCUGUCGAUCGCCAGGGAGACAGCAUGAGCAGCAUUGUCGAUCUCGUGGACGUCAAGUUAGGGUGCUACUAUGAACCUGUGGUCACUACUUAUUUCGGUCUAACCAGAUGUGUGGUUGGAGAUAUCUUACAGGUGUCUGGAUUUUACAAUAACACACCUCAAUUUAGAUUCGUACGCAGAAAGAACACGGUUCUAAGCGUGGAAACGGAGACCACAACAGAAGAGGACAUACUAAAGGCGUUGGCUCAUGCGACUUCGGUUCUUGAGUCGUCAAGUUUGAUGUUGAUGGAGUUCACAUGCUAUGCUGAUAUCUCAACUUUUCCAGGUCACUACGUUUUCUACUGGGAGCUCAAAGGGAAAGACGUUGUUGGGCUUGAUGAGAAAGUAUUGGUGGAGUGUUGCUCUGUGUUAGAGGAAUCGUUUGUUUCUGCUUAUAAAAUCAAGAGAAGAACUGGAUUAAUUGGGGCUUUAGAGAUAAAGGUUGUGCAGCAAGGAACAUUCGAUUCUCUCAUGGAAUAUUUCAUCUCCCGAGGUGGUUCGAUGGCUCAAUACAAGACACCCAUUUGCAUCAACUCUCCUGAAGCCUUAGCGGUUCUUGAAAACAAGGUUCUUGCUCGAUUCUACAGUGAAAGAUCUCCACCUCUCGACUCAUAG